CCGUUGCCCCUUCCCCAGCCCUCCCCCCCCCCCCCGGUACCGGGGGAUGCCGGUACCAGCCUGCCCGCAGCGCCCGGUGCCGGAACCCGGCAGCACCAUGGAGGAGCCCUUGGGUGAGGGGCUUCGCAACAGCAACAACAACGCUUCCCCGGGGGGCUGGGGGGGUGCCCGGGCUGGGGGGCACCCAUUGGCACCUUUUGGGGGUCCCGGACCCCAACCCAGUUACCUGGGCCGGGUGGUGCUGGAGAUCGUGGAGUCGGAGAGAACCUAUGCCCGGGACCUGCGCAGCAUCGUGGAGGGCUACUUGGGCAAAAUCAUCGACGCGGAGGAGCCGGUGCUGCGGCCCGAGCAGGUCAGUGCCCUCUUUGGGAACAUCGAGGACAUCUACGAGCUCAGCAGCACCCUGCUGCAGAACCUGGAGAGCUGUGCCAGCGACCCGGUGGCGGUGGCCGUCUGCUUUGUCACCAGGAGUCAGGAGUUUGCCAUUUACACCCAGUACUGCAACAACUACCCCAGCUCGGUGGCAGCUCUGUCCGAGUGCAUGCGGAGCAAGGCGCAGGCGCGGUUCCUGCGGCAGUGCCAGGAGGGGCUGAGGCACUCCCUGCCCCUGGGGGCUUACCUGCUGAAACCUGUCCAGAGGGUCCUCAAGUACCACCUCCUGCUCCAGGAGAUCUCCAAGCACUUUGAGCACAAAUCAGGGGAGGACUACGAGGUGGUGCUGGAGGCCAUCGACACCAUGACCUGUGUGGCCUGGUGCAUCAACGACAUGAAACGCAAACACGAGCACGCCAUCCGCCAGCAGGAGAUCCAAUCCCUGCUGCUGGGCUGGAAGGGCCCAGACCUGACGAGUUACGGGGAGCUGGUGCUGGAGGGGAGGUUCCGAGCCCAGCGGGUCCGGCACGAGCGGGUGCUCUUCCUCUUUGACAAAACCCUCCUCAUCACCAGGCCCCGUGGGGAGCACUACGUCUACAAGAGCCACAUCCCCUGCUCCUCCCUGAUGCUGAUCGAGAGCACCCGGGACUCUCUCUGCUUCAGCCUUGCUCACUACAAGCACGGGAAGCAGCAGCACAACCUGCAGGCCAGGAACGUGGAGGAGAAGCGGAUCUGGACCCACCACAUCAAGAGGCUGAUCCUGGAGAACCACCACGCCAUUGUCCCCCAGAAGGCUAAAGAAGCCAUCCUGGAGAUGGAUUUGUUCUUGUCACCCCUGUCCCCCCAGACCCCCCCCCGCCUGCCCCGCUGCAGCCCCGAGCGCCUGAAGAAGAGUUGGUCCUGCCAGCCCCUGCCCCUGCCCCGACGCCAAUCCGAACCCUUCCAGCACCAGGAGCAGGAGCAGGCGGUGCCCGAGCGGGUGCAGGGACCCCCGGGACGCAGGCAGUCGGAGCCUGCCAAGCAGAUCCUGCGGCAACUGGGCCAGCAAGGGCUAAAGCACGCUGGCAGUGAGGGGAUUCUCCUGGAAAUGGAGGGGACCCCCCAGCACCCCAGAGCCUGGCCAGAGCCUGGGGACACAGUGGAGGAGGAGGAGGAGGAGGAAGCAAGGGACAAGGAGAACCAGGAGGAGCUGCCAGGGACUGGGGAGCAGCUGCUGGAACCUCAGGAGGAGCAGGUUGGGGGGCACCCACCAGUUCCAGGGGGUCCCAAGCGCCCCAGCAGCUGGGGCCCAGGGAGCUGUGAGAAGGUCAGUGCCACCCCCCAGCCCCACCCGGGGGGUCCCCAAGGACUCACCCCAUACCCACCCAGCCCUCCCCAUGCCGGCCAGCACCCCGAGGGGUUGGGGGGACCCCAAACCCCCUCCUCGUCAGGGCCGGGGGGCAGCCAGGGGGAAGCGGAGCGGGGUGGGGAGGAAUUCCAGGGGCUGAGCAGCGAGGAGGAGGAAGAGGAGGAGGAGGAGGAGGAGGAAGAUGAAGAUGAAGGAGAGAGGGGCAGCAUUUUGCCCCCCUCGGUGCUGGACCAAGCCAGCGUCAUCGCCCAGAGGUUCGGGGGGGGGGGCACCUUCUCCCGCCGCAGCUCCUUGGCCCCGGGCAGCCGCAGCGGCAGCGCCCUCAGCCUGGACGGGGCGGGACCCCCGGGGGAUACCGGAGGGGAAGGGUCCCGAAGCUCCGUCCCUUCCCCCGAACCGGUGGCCGGAACCCGUCGGGAAUCCCUGCUCUCCAACCGGGACCGUUUGCUGCUGGAGAAGAUCAGAAGCUACUACGGCCACGCCGAGCACCGCGACGCCGCCUUCAGCGUCCGCCGCCGGGAGAGCCUCAGCUUCAUCCCCAAGGGCUUGGUCAGGAGCAACAUCUGCCGCCUCAACGGGCUGCCCCGGCCCCCCACCGGCCCCCAGCCCACCCCACGGCCACCCCACGGGGGGCCCGAAGCAUCCCCGGAGGAGGAACCCUGCCGGGAGAACGGGCUGCAGCCCCCCGAGCCCCUCCUCAUCCUGGAGGAUGAGGAUUUGGGGCCACAACCACCAGUGGGGUCACCACCACCACCAGUGGGGUCACCGCCACCACCAGUGGGGUCACCACCAUCAGCAGGGUCACCACCAUCAGCGGGGCCACCCCCGGGGGUGCUGCUGACCCCCCCGCCCCCCUGCAGCACCAAGGUGUACCAGCUGGCCCGCCAGUACAGCCUCCGCAUCAAGAGUCGCCGCGCCGGCACCCGUCGGUCACCGCCACCCCCCCUGGAGGUCCCCGACCCCUGUGUCACCGCCACUGCCACCGCCACCACCCCCCCCGCGGUGACCCUGCCACCGGACGGGGGGCUGGCAGCAUCCCCCGCCCCACGCAGCCCUCCCAGCCCCGAACCCUUCACCUGGCCCGACGUCCGGGAGCUCCGAGCCCGGUUUGGCGGCCCGAGGCCACCGGCGGUGACCCGGAGCCGGUCGGCCCCCGAAGGACCGUCCCGGGACGGUCGCCCCUCCCAGAAGGAACGGGGCAGCGGGCGGAGCCGGAGCGCCGAAACCACGGGAGGGGCCGGCACCCCCCCGGCACGGCACGGCAGCGAGGGGACCCUCUGGGUGGCGGCCGAAGCCCCCCUGGGUGCCGGGCAGAGGGUGGUGGUUCUGGAGAGGUUGCCGGUGACCCCCGAACCCCAAACCUACGUUCAGAUCCGCUCGCCCACCACCCGGGAGAAGAUCUGCCUGAAGGCCGUGGUGGAACGCUGCAAAGCCUACCAGGCAUCCGAGGAGUACCGGCAGCGCUGCCCCCCGCCCCCAGAGGGACCCCUGUCCCCACAGCCCCCCCGGCACGGCCUCGUCAGGGACCUCCGGCAGAAGUUUCAGAGCCUGGAUGCUGCCAGCUAGGGGGGGACAGGGGGUGCAGGGGUGACCCG
Messenger RNA from Calypte anna (Anna's hummingbird), 3315 nucleotides. It is a transcript of the gene PLEKHG3, whose product is annotated as pleckstrin homology and RhoGEF domain containing G3. The transcript has 16 exons. NCBI's taxonomy places the organism in Eukaryota, Metazoa, Chordata, Aves, Apodiformes, Trochilidae. Gene Ontology annotation, molecular function: guanyl-nucleotide exchange factor activity. The record is from RefSeq and is a predicted model, not a curated record. Bases 47 to 3286 code for a protein of 1079 amino acids.